AUGAUAUAUGUCCCUGUAAUAGAAACGAUAUAAGUGACGAAAACAAUUGAAAAUGAUAGAUUUGAUGCUUCUCCUAAUUUUCAAAGGUUCAAAUAUAAUAAUGUGUAUUAAAAUAAUUUUUCUCUGGCCUGCAAAAUUAAUAAUAACCCAAUAAAAGCAACAUCAAAUAAACAUUCUGUUGUUUUUGGAUCAUCUUAAGAAAGAAAAAGAACAUCAAAAUUAAUUUUGCCAUCAUUACAAUAUGACUUAAACUUUAAGUCAGUUGAUAGACACUAAGCUUCACCAAAAUUAAGAGUUCAGAGAACUAAAAGAAUUAAAUCAGAGAAAUCUGAUAAGUAAUGCUGCCAUUCUCCAAUAAUAAACAAAACUGAAACUAUUGUCUAAACUACCACAGCAACUGAAUUAAACUAUCUAUAAAAAUUAAUAAAAAGGGUUAAGACACCCAGAAUUGAAAAAAAACCUAAAAUAUCACUCAGAUAAGAUGAGUUUAUUCCGAUGAAUUCUUAAGAACUUAAAGAAAGCUUAUUCUCAUUGAUGUAAAAAUUUUCUCAUUAACAAGGAAUAAAUAUGGUAUAAAACAAAAAUGA
Molecule: messenger RNA, 587 nt
Organism: Paramecium sonneborni
Lineage: Eukaryota; Ciliophora; Oligohymenophorea; Peniculida; Parameciidae
Source: the annotation of a GenBank genome assembly